Messenger RNA from Manihot esculenta (cassava), 4165 nucleotides. Its product is annotated as phosphate transporter PHO1 homolog 9. Gene Ontology annotation, biological process: phosphate ion transport; cellular response to phosphate starvation. The record is from RefSeq and is a predicted model, not a curated record. The coding region runs from base 433 to 2799 and encodes 788 amino acids. Gene Ontology annotation, cellular component: Golgi apparatus; cytoplasm; trans-Golgi network. Gene Ontology annotation, molecular function: inositol hexakisphosphate binding. NCBI's taxonomy places the organism in Eukaryota, Viridiplantae, Streptophyta, Magnoliopsida, Malpighiales, Euphorbiaceae. The transcript has 13 exons.
UAUUUGCUCUAAUUCCCAAUUCCACACAUGUUUUUUUUCAAGCAGUCUUUUACUUUUUCUAACAAUCAAGGACAACCGUAAUCAAUGCCUAAACUUUCCUUUUUUCUUUUUGUUUUUUGAAAAAUAAAGGCCUGAACUUUCAUUAUUUUCUUGACCAACUUAUACAGAACGCGUGAAAGAGAGAGAAUAUAUGGACAUUGCCCUUUAAAGCUUUUGUUGAAAUUUAAUCUUUAGGGAGAAAAUGGUCAUCGGAGUUGGAAACAAGGAAAGAAGGUGGUGGAUUCCGCAACUUCUUUAUUUAUCUUGAACUUGUUUAGCCAUUCUCUUUGGGUGACAGUACAAUAUCAUAUUACAAAAAACCCAAGAAGGACAAGCCAUUUUGCUUUAUGUAGAUUUGUUCAAUUUAGCAGAAGUAUUUGUUCCUUGAAGAAGAUGAAGUUUGGGAAAGAAUUCGCGGCCCAGAUGGUGCAGGAAUGGCAAGAAGCAUAUAUGGAUUAUAACUAUCUGAAGACAAUUUUAAAAGAUGUCCUGCAUUUCAGACAGAGAAACUCUCCAUCUGCCCCGGCGGCUGCAGCAACCUCAAAAGGUUCUUUGAAGAGAAGGGUAUCUCUCUAUAGAGCCUUCAGUGGCCUAACAAGCCGAUAUAGAGGCUCUCCGAGAAAGAACAUCAAUGAAGACGAAGUGAUAUUAACAAGCGCAGUGAAAGAAGAGGGAGGAGAAGGCCGUUAUCAGACCAUGUUUAUGAAUGCAUCAGAGGAAGGAGGAGAAUAUGAGCUUAUGUUCUUUAGGAGGCUUGAUGAUGAGUUCAAUAAGGUGGUUAAUUUUUACAAGAAAAAAGUCGAAGAAGUAAUGGCAGAGGCAGAGGAUUUGACUAGGCAAAUGGAUGCGUUGAUUGCGCUAAGGAUCAAAGUGGAGAAUCCAGAGCUUGGAGGAACAAAAAUGGAGAAUGUCGGAAUUUCCUUGAAUUCGGUGUCAAUUGUUCAUCCUAUCAAUGGAGGAACUAGAACCCCAGAAUGGUCGCAAAUGGAGGUGAUUCCAGAAGUUGAGAUGAGCACUGAAGCAAAUUCAGUUAAUGAUAAAAGAGGCAGCGAUGAUGAAAGUUCUGCAUCCAGUAGGCAGAGCAAAGCCAAGCAUGGCAUUUUGGGAUUUGAACCGGCUUCGUUAGAAGUUCUAGAUCGUGUGAAGAUCAAUAUUGAGCCUGAAACUCCUGUAUCUACAAUGAAAAAUAUCACUGCAAGUUCCAAAUCAGAUUUGUCCUAUAGCAAGGAAGAACUGAGGAAAGCCGAGGGACUAAUGGCUCGGGCUUUUAUUGUAUUUUACCAAAAGCUUCGACUUCUGAAAAGCUAUUGCUUCUUGAACCAAUUAGCAUUCUCCAAGAUCAUGAAAAAAUAUGACAAGAUCACUUCAAGGAAUGCGUCGAAAGCUUACCUAAAUAUGGUGGAUGCUUCUUAUCUGGGAAGCUCUGAAGAGGUCACUAAGCUCAUGGAGAGGGUGGAGGCUACCUUCAUUAAGCACUUUGCAAAUGGGAAUCAUAGAAAAGGGAUGAACACUUUAAGACCAAAAGCUAAAAGGGAAAAGCACAGAACUACAUUCUCGUUGGGUUUCUUCUCUGGCUGCUCUUUCGCACUUGUGGUUGCAGUCAUUGUGCUCAUACAUGCAAGAGAUGUCCUCAACAGUCCAGGAGGUCCAAAGUAUAUGGAAAACAUAUUUCCACUCUACUCGUUCUUUGGGUUCAUAGUCCUGCACAUGCUACUGUAUGCUGCAAAUAUAUACUUCUGGAAACGUUACAGGGUCAAUUAUACAUUCAUAUUCGGCUUCAAGCAAGGAACAGAAUUGGGUUACAGAGAUGUCUUACUUCUUGGUUCUGGUCUGGCAGUGCUCACAUUAGGUGGUGUCCUCUCAAAUUUGGAUAUGGAGAUGGACCCAAGAACAAGAGACUUCAAAGCAGCUACUGAAUUAAUCCCUUUGGGUCUACUCACGCUUGUGCUUCUGAUAACAUUCUGCCCUUUCAAUAUAAUGUACCGGUCAAGUCGCUUCUUCCUGAUCCAAUGUGCUCUUCAUUGUCUACUUGCUCCUCUUUAUAAGGUUACCCUUCCUGAUUUUUUCUUGGCAGAUCAGCUUACUAGCCAGGUGCAAGCUUUCAGAAAUUUGGAAUUCUACAUUUGCUACUAUGGUUGGGGAGACUUCAAAAGGAGGUCAAAUAAAUGCAUUGAAAGCAAAGUUUUUGAAAGUUUCUAUUUUGUUGUAGCAAUUAUUCCAUAUUGGAUCCGCUUCCUUCAGUGUCUUCGCAGAUUUUUUGAAGAAAAAGACUCUAUGCAAAUCUAUAAUUCAGUAAAAUACUUGUCAACAAUUGUUGCAGUUGCCUUGAGGACAUGUUAUGAUCUGAAAAGGGGAAUGACUUGGAAGAUCUUGGCUGCAGCCACCUCAGGAUUUGCAACUAUUAUUAGCACAUACUGGGACAUUGUAAUAGACUGGGGCCUUCUGCGACGAAAUUCAAGAAAUCCAUGGCUUAGAGAUAAGCUUGUGAUACCAAAUAAAAGUGUUUACUUUGUGGCAAUGGGGCUGAAUGUUGUGCUGAGACUUGCUUGGAUGCAGACAGUGUUGGGCUUUAGACAAGCACCUUUCUUGCAUAGGACAGCAUUAACUGCAAUUGUUGCCUGCCUGGAGAUAAUUCGGCGUGGCAUCUGGAAUUUCUUCAGAUUGGAGAAUGAGCACUUGAACAAUGUUGGCAAGUAUAGGGCUUUUAAGUCAGUACCCUUACCUUUCUACUAUGAAGAUGAUGAAGACAAGAGUAUAUGAUUAUAAUGUUUAGGAUUGAAAACCUUUGAAUCCAUACCCACAAUUUUUUUUCCCCUCUUUCUGUUUUCUAUAUAUAUAUAUAUAUAUAUAUGUACAGAAUUCAGAGUGAAAGAGAAAUGCGAAGAUAGAGAGAAGAAGAAGAAGAAAACAAUAUGAUCAUAAGCAGAAAUGUAAAGACAUGGAACCUUUUGUUAUGUGGAUGCUUGUAGUUUAGGAAUUGUCCUCUGUUUCUUCUUUUAUUUUUCCACUUGUAUCGCUGGUGACAUUUGCAACUCUUGCAGAGUUUAGCACAACUACAGUUCUGUACAAGUAGAUAAUUUGGACAAACUAUAGGGACCUGAUAAUAAUUUACCAAAAAAAAAAAACACUAGAAUUUAAUUUACAGCUUAUAAACUGCUGCAGAAAGCAUUAUUCAGUUUCAUAAUUACUGUUUGAUAAGAUAAAUCUUUGUUUUCAUAAAAAGAGAACAAUAAGAGGCAGCAUAUCACAUAUAUUUUGUUUUUAUAUAAUUAUAAGUAAUUUAAAAAAUAAUAAACUAUAAUUUAUGGUAUAAAAUUAAUAAACUAUAAUGAGAUAUUUGAUGAGGGUAUGUUAAAUUCUUACUUGUCGUUUUUUGAAAUGUGAAUUGAGGGAGUAGAAUAUGAGAUCCCUCAAAUUUACUCAUGUAUCUAUCAUCAGACUAAACUUAUGAGUGUUGUCUUUUGUUUUCCACAAAAUUGAUAUGAAUAUAUAUAUAGUUUAAUUAGAUUAAAUUUUUUCCAUAAAAUUGAUAUGAAUAUAUAUAUAUAGUUUAAUUAAAUAACAUUAAUUUAAGAUAGUGUAUGAUUUUUUUUAAUGGAUAUGAAUAAAUGCCAAUAUUUGGGCAGCACUCAGCAGAAUUAAUCAUUAUUGUCUUUGACAUUAUUUAAAAUAAUCCAGUAAAAUAUGUUAUGCUUAUAAAAAAUUCAUCUGUACGGAAUAGUAAGAGGGGGAGAGAGAUGGCUGAAGCACUGACGAUCACUAUACUGAUCAAAUAAGCUAACUAUUACUAAUUACGACACACCGAUUGUAAGUCCCACGGUAAAUCAUUUUUUCCGGUAAGGCAAUAGCCUUUGCCACGGCCGCAACCAAAAGCUAGUUUAUUUUAUCCAAAGAGUCUCAUAAGCAUUUGUACUAAAUAUAAGAGUUGGAUGAAAAAUACAAAUUGAUUCAGAGAAAUUUUAAAAGUUUGUAGCAGUAAUAGAAGAAGAAGACAUCAUCGAUCAUUUAUUACUUAGUAAAGGCCAACAUUUCAUCUGGAAUAAUAAGAGACAGAGAUGGCUGAAGCGCCGGUGUUGGCUAUGCUAGUAAAAUAAGCUAAACAUUGCGAGUCCGACAGUAAGUCCCG